Dentiscutata heterogama is the source of this 238-nucleotide messenger RNA. The record is from the annotation of a GenBank genome assembly. NCBI's taxonomy places the organism in Eukaryota, Fungi, Glomeromycota, Glomeromycetes, Diversisporales, Gigasporaceae.
AAUUAUACCUUUCCUCAAGGCUUGCGACUGGUGUGGGACGGCCAAAUAGCGCAAGUUUAAGAGAUUCGGUUGAAGCUUUAUCAACAUUUAAGGUUGGGUCGACUGUAGUUGAAGAGGGUAAAUUUUUGAAUUCGCCAUUUGAAGGACUUUGUAUUUGGCUCACUACAACACCAUGUGAUGUUGUUGAUACAGGUGAACUGGUGAAAAAGCAACAAUGGAAUUAUACCCAGUUUGCUGA